Acanthochromis polyacanthus (spiny chromis) is the source of this 2634-nucleotide messenger RNA. RefSeq names its product chromosome 13 C19orf47 homolog (gene c13h19orf47). The coding region runs from base 54 to 1265 and encodes 403 amino acids. The record is from RefSeq and is a predicted model, not a curated record. The transcript is spliced from 8 exons. Gene Ontology annotation, cellular component: nucleus. Lineage: Eukaryota; Metazoa; Chordata; Actinopteri; Pomacentridae.
GACGUUUUGACUUUUCCGGAUGCGGUUGACGUCACCACACGUUUGUUGUAAACAUGGCGUCCGUGACAACAGCCACCUCAGAGUGGAUUCAGUUUUUUAAGGAUGCAGGGAUCCCAGCCGGCCUCGCUGUCACUUAUGCAGUUUCCUUUGUGGAUAAUAGAAUUCAGAAGAACAUGCUGAUGGACCUCAGUAAAGACAUCAUGAUGGAUCUCGGCAUUACAGUCAUUGGGGACAUCAUUGCCAUUCUUAAACAUGCCAAGCAGGUCUACAGGCAGGACAUGUGCAAAAUGGCAACAGAAGCCAUCUCCUCAGGACAGACCAGUGUUCAAGCUGAGCUCAGAAGAACCGCCAAUACUCCUGCCACUCGCAUGAUUGCCAACGCUUUGAGCCAUGAAUCCCCGCCGGCCACUCCAGCUCGUCGACCCGACAGUCGCCUCUCUGUUACGGUGUCCAACAUGCAGGGAAAUAAGAGUAACAAAGCAGUUGUAAGUCAACCAGCUGACGAGGGGAACGGUUUGCCAGCAGUGAAGCGCCGGCGAGUGACAGCUGAGAUGGAAGGCAAGUACAUCAUCAACAUGCCAAAGGGCACCACGCCUCGUACACGCCGAAUCCUGGCCCAGCAGGCCAAGAAAGGUUUAAAACGCACCUCUGUGUUUGCAAGACUUGGAGCUGAAUCCAAAGCAGACACAACAACGAGCAAUAACAAGCCUACCGGUGUGUUCAGUCGCCUCGACACAGGGGACACAGAUGAAGACAGACCGAGGCCAGGAAAUCUGACUGGAGACAUGGAUGUAGAUGACGAGGACGACAGUGACGGAGAAGGCUCUGUCCUGCAGUAUGCUGGCGUCCUCAAGAGGCGUCCUCCAUCCCAGAAGAAAGAACCAGCCACGAAAGCGGCCCCGACCACCCUGCGGCGCCUGGGAGGCAAAUUCAAACUACCUCCCUCUGACACUCCCACUUCCUCCUCUUCUUCCCCGAAUGGCCUUCCCCCUGCCAAGAUUAGUGUUCUUCAGAGACUGGGCAAGCUCCCCGCCACAAACGCUGCCGUGUCGCCUGUACCGGCCGACACGCAGGACAACAGAGUGACCAGCACCAGACCCAGAGCACCGGAGAGGUCGACUGUAGCAAACUCCAAGGUCAGCAGCAGCACUAUAGGCCUUUCAGCAGCAGCAGGAGGAGGAGGAGGAGGAGGAGAGUCAGUAGGGGCUCAGAUGGACGUUAAGGCCAUCAGUGUUUUUAAGAGACUGGGCAGUAAGAGAACCUAACGCACUCCCCAAAAAUCAAUAAGACUCUCAAAACAUUCUUUAAAGAAUUUGUAUUGCCACCUUUUUGCAUUUAUCUUGCUAAAUGCAGGACUGCAGAUUAUUAUUAUUGUUAUUAAAAUGAGUUUUUUUUCUUAGCCUUGAUGUAUGGACACUUUAAAUGCGGCUUUGAAGUUGCUAAACCUAAUUGAGGCUGCCAUUGAGAAAUCACCUUCGUCUCGUGUCCAAGCUUUUAAUUUGGUGACUCGCGUGUAUUAUGUUGCUCCACCACAACGCAUUUUAUCGUGUCUCGAUCAUAUCUGCCAUUUAUCGUGCUUUAGAAAUAUGUAUUUGUGAACUUAAGGCAUGAGCAUGACGUCAACCAAACUGCCACGUUGGCGGUUUUGAUUUUACCCCGUAACUCCACAUAUAAGGAUGCUGCUGCCUAAACUACCCGUUUUUAGAUUUCUCCUGAGUGAACACACUUGAGCUGUAGAAAGUGUUGCUUCUACCAGAUGAAUUAUGCGAUUUUUGUUUAUAUUUGCCUGAACGUUAAAUAUUUCCCAAAAACUUUUAAGUAAAAUGUACAGAUUUUUUUUCCCCACAAGGUAAACACCAGGACAGCAGUCGGACACAGGACUAGCCAUGAAGUAAGAGUUAAGUCUUUCUGUUCUUGUUACUUUCAACUGAAAAUUACCUCCUGUUUCUUGUUUGGAAAGUAGGAAAUGUGUAAAAGUGUUGAUGAAAGGCUCCUGAGCUUUGUUCCUGGACUUGUGAGCAAAAAAAAAGAAUUCUAAAUGGUUACACAGAACAACCUCGUCGAACACUUGAAUCUCGAAAAAGCACCACACCUCCUCCUCUUCUUCUGCGCUUUGUAGAAGUUCACACCUCUGAGCUUAAGUCAGCUUUUCUACCAUAGUACUGAACAUUUUCUAUAACCACCUACUUGAAAGCCGGAUCAGUAGAAUAUUGUUUAUUUUGAAAUGCAAUGUAUAGAUUUGUUAGAGUUGAGUUCACACAGCACAGAACCUGUUCUGCUGCAUAUUUUUCUAUGUGGGCAUUCUUGUAUCAUGUAUCCAAGUAAAGAAACUCAGAGAUGCCAUCGGACCUGGUGUCAGGGGGCCACUACUGUAGCUCCAGUAGGUAAUUCACCCUACCCAGUGUGGGUCAUUCACACCUGUAUACUGUUUUGGUCCGUCACACUUCACACCAGAACUUUGUUACACUGUAAAUAUUUUUAAAUAUUUAAAAUCACAUUAAUGAAUUUUUAUCAAGACACAAAGUAGAACCAAACGCACCGUUAACUGUCAUGUUUUUUUUAAAGAUAUUGAGGGGAUAAAAAUCUGAAUUUGAACAAAAUGUGCUUGGAAAAUAAUUAAAUGGGAGAAAAGAA